This is a messenger RNA of Exophiala viscosa, 837 nucleotides long. RefSeq names its product oligomeric golgi complex component, COG2-domain-containing protein. The transcript is spliced from 2 exons. The record is from RefSeq and is a predicted model, not a curated record. Bases 1 to 837 code for a protein of 278 amino acids. Gene Ontology annotation, cellular component: COG complex; membrane. NCBI's taxonomy places the organism in Eukaryota, Fungi, Ascomycota, Eurotiomycetes, Chaetothyriales, Herpotrichiellaceae. Gene Ontology annotation, biological process: Golgi organization; protein transport; intra-Golgi vesicle-mediated transport.
AUGAGCAGCAGGUUCUAUUUCGGGGGUUCAGACUCUGGCUCUGAUAUCGACGACAAUGAUGCCGCACUUCCUUUUCCCAAGCCGUUAGAUCGUUCUUCGUUCCUGGCCCCGGACUUCGAUGCGACCGCGUUUCUAUCAGGAUUGUCCAACCGCUUUCAGACCUUGGAAGACCUUCAGACAGAGUUACGUGAAUUGAGCCAGACAUUAAACAAGGAACUUGUCGAUCUGGUCAAUGACAACUACCAGGACUUUCUUUCACUCGGCAGCACAUUAUCUGGAGGAGAGGAUAAGAUUGAGGAAAUUCGACUGGGCCUACUGGGUUUUCAGCGAGAUGUUCAAGCAGUGAGGGACAAGGUUGAGGCUCGAAGAUAUGAGAUUGCAGAACUGUUGAAUCAGAAGAAGGCGCUGAAACGCGAGACUGGCGUGGGAAGGUCAUUGCUGGAGAUUGCAGAACGGCUCGAUCUGCUGGAAGAGAAGCUCAAACUCGCCAGGGGCAGGUCAGCGAAGUCAGAGAAGACUGACAUACAGGAGAUUGGGAAUGCACAAUGGAGAGAAGACUGGCUAGAAUCGGCGACCAAUGAACGCGCCGACGAGUACGAAGUGGACGACACCGGCGGAUUUCCACCAAAGCUGAGACGACGGAUCGAAGAAUAUCUUAUUGUGAAGCACCUUUCCAGCAGACACAGCCCUCGCCAUCCUUUCAUCCUCACACAAGAUUCACGGCUACGCAACAUCCAGGAGGUCUUGUUGUCAGACCUUGAGGCCGCAAUCAAGCGAGAGCCAGAGAUCAAGAUGAAGCAACAAUUGCUACAAAUCCGGGCGGCAGUCGAAGGCUGA